This is a messenger RNA of Harpegnathos saltator (Jerdon's jumping ant), 1122 nucleotides long. RefSeq lists its product as uncharacterized. NCBI's taxonomy places the organism in Eukaryota, Metazoa, Arthropoda, Insecta, Hymenoptera, Formicidae. Gene Ontology annotation, molecular function: nucleic acid binding. Bases 1 to 1122 code for a protein of 373 amino acids. The record is from RefSeq and is a predicted model, not a curated record. Gene Ontology annotation, biological process: DNA integration. The transcript has a single exon.
AUGGCUUAUGUACGACGAUUCCUGCGAGUCCCACGGAUCAGUGGACCCUUAACGGCGGACGAGCUGAGUGAAGCUCGACUGCGCCUGCUGCGGGUUACGCAGCACCGCUUCUUCGCGGAGGAAUUGGGCCGUCUGAAGCGGGGGGGAGCAUUGAUGGUGAGAUCGGCGUUGCGGCCACUCAACCCCAUGAUGGACGAGCGGGACCUCUUGCGGGUGGGGGGCCGCCUGCAAUUCUCAGCGUUACCGAUCGAUGCACGGCAGCCAGUCCUGCUACCGCGACGCUCUCGGCUCGCGACUCUCGUUGUGCGAGAUGCGCACGAACGCACGCUGCACGGGGGAGUGCAGCUUACGUUGCUCACCGUGAGGCGCGAAUUCUGGAUUCCAGCUGGGCGCUCUUUCGUGUGCCAGGUGAUCCGGGGCUGUGUGCGCUGCACACGUCAUAAGGGCACCCCGAUCACCCCGUUCAUGGCUCCGCUGCCUCGCGAUCGGGUGUUGCCUCAUCCACCGUUUUCUGCCACCGGGGUGGAUUAUGCUGGACCGGUCGCGGUGCGUCCGUCUCGAGGACGCGGACGUACCACCUCCAAGGGAUAUAUUGCUGUCUUCGUCUGCUUCAGCACGCGCACUGUCCACUUGGAGGUGGUCAGUGACUAUUCGGCCCCGACCUUCUUAGCGGCUUUUCAUCGUUUCGCGGCCCGGCGGGGCCUGCCGGUUACCGUGUACAGCGAUAGGGGGACCACAUUCGUGGGUGCGGACCGCGAGCUGCGAGGACAAUUUGAGGCGGUCAUGGCGUUGGGGGGACCGGUCGCGGCCUCCUUGAGUAACCAGGGCACCACCUGGAAGUUCAUGCCUCCUUCAGCUCCGCAUUUCGGCGGACUGUGGGAGGCAGGAGUGCGGUCCGUCAAACACCACUUGCGACGGGUAAUAGGAGAGCAGGCACUGACCUUUGAGGAGUUCGCCACUCUUCUAGCUCGCAUUGAGGCCUGUCUCAACUCCAGGCCAUUGUGUCCGUUGACGGACGACCCACAGGACUUGGAGGCCCUGACACCUGGACACUUCCUGAUUGGGCGCCGCUGUUGUGUCCGCCUGAGCGAUCCCUCGGGGACGUUCAGGUCGCGAGGAUGA